AUGACGUGCAACAUUCUCUUCCAUAGGAUAUUUGAACAGUGUCUAAAUUGAAAAUUGUGGCGUCUCCUACUCUUUAACUGCUGGCGCCGUUGUGGUGUGUGGCUCUAAUCAAAUAUAAUUGAGGCCAUAUCCAACCGUCUGUAAUUUUCCUAAAUCCUCGGAAUAUUCUUGCUUUUUGAAACAUAAGUGCUAGAAACUUUGAUUUCAAAAUUUUAAGAAGCAAAAAUGCAUUCGCUCAGCCUUAAGGUUUUUACUGAUUUGAAUUCCGCGGGGACGAGGAGGAGCUGUUUUCCGGCUCAGGUGGGUCGUGGAUUGGUGGUUGAUCAAAGGAGAAGGGUUGGAUCGGGUUGUUGGGAUCACGGCGGCGGUGCUGCUGGUCGGAAGUGUUGGGUAGUGAGUUGUGCGGUGGAUGGCGGGAACGGUGGUGGCGGUGAGAGGCCGAGUUUGGACCCGAAUCCGACUCAGAAUCAGAGUUCUUUUUUAUCUCGUAGCCAAACUUAUGCGAUGCUGAAACAGCAAAUGGAGGUUGCUGCUAAAUCAGAGGAUUACAAAGAAGCAGCUAGAAUACGUGAUUCUUUGAAAAUAUUCGAGGAAGAGGAACCUGUUUUGAGAUUUAGGAGGUUGAUCAAAGAGGCUGUUGCUGAUGAAAGAUUUGAGGAUGCUGCUAGAUAUCGUGAUGAGUUGAAGGAAAUUGCACCUCACUCUCUCCUGAAAUGUUCAAGUGAUGCAACAACCUUGGGAAUCAGAGUUCAAGUUAGGAGUGUGUAUAUAGAGGGGCGUAGUCUGCCCUCAAGAGGCCAGUACUUUUUCGCAUACAGAAUAAGAAUAACCAAUAACUCAGAUCGUCCAGUUCAGCUUCUCAGAAGGCACUGGAUUAUCACAGAUGGCAAUGGGAAAACUGAAAAUGUUUGGGGGAUUGGAGUUAUAGGCGAACAGCCAGUUAUUCUUCCCAGAACAGGCUUCGAAUACUCAUCGGCUUGCCCAUUAAGCACUCCCAGCGGCAGAAUGGAAGGAGACUUCGAGAUGAAACACAUCGACAGAGUAGGCUCACCAAGUUUCAAUGUAGCAAUUGCCCCAUUUUCACUCUCCACGCUAGGGGAUGAUGCCGAUAUCUUCUGAAAUUCGACGCCACAUUGUUACUUGAGAAGCAGAGUAACCAUACCAGGUUAUUUUCCAAUUUAAGCUUCACUCUGUAAAGUACAUCCUUUUUGUGAUAAUGUGUAUAUAUAUUGUUAUGUAAUGUAAGAGACUAUAUAGGUUAAUAGUAUAGUGUCAUUUGAAUUCUUGGAGAAAUAUAAUAAACCAAUGAAAUGUAUCUAAGCAAACCCUAUACAUGUCACCUAAGUAAUUAUUCAUCAUUCAUGCUUUUGUA
This is a messenger RNA of Gossypium raimondii (Peruvian cotton), 1372 nucleotides long. RefSeq lists its product as uncharacterized. NCBI's taxonomy places the organism in Eukaryota, Viridiplantae, Streptophyta, Magnoliopsida, Malvales, Malvaceae. Gene Ontology annotation, molecular function: protein binding. The transcript has 6 exons. The coding region runs from base 226 to 1119 and encodes 297 amino acids. The record is from RefSeq and is a predicted model, not a curated record.